Molecule: messenger RNA, 3513 nt
Organism: Apodemus sylvaticus (European woodmouse)
Lineage: Eukaryota; Metazoa; Chordata; Mammalia; Rodentia; Muridae
Gene: Flvcr2
Product: FLVCR heme transporter 2
Exons: 10
Coding region: 380-2035 (551 amino acids)
Biological process (GO): transmembrane transport; heme export
Cellular component (GO): membrane
Molecular function (GO): heme binding; heme transmembrane transporter activity
Source: RefSeq, a predicted model, not a curated record
GGGGGCGGGGCGGUCACGUGCGCCCGAGGGGGCGAGGCCCCAGCCUGCCCGGGAGCAAACCGAGCUCGCCCUGCCGCAGUUCGCAGGUCGGGAACCAAACUUUUUCCAGGACGGUCAACGCUUCAUCGAGGCAGCCUGGAGCGCGUGGCAAGGCGUCUGCGGACUUGGGGGAACAACAGUUUGCGAGGGAGGGAGCAAAGGUUCCCAAGGACCAGUGAGAGGAGUUUGGGAGCGAGCGUAGGAACCCUGAUAUCUCCGCCAACAGAGGUGCGCUCCGAGACAAGUGCUCCCUCAGCUCUAGGGGCACGGGCAAAAGGCUGCUGACCCGUAAGACUGUAGGAGUCAGUACGUGGCUGGGAUUCAGGAGCUCGCUGUGGUCAUGGUGAAUGAAAGUCUCAACCAGGAGGAGAACAAUGACAGACCUGCGCCAGAGUCCGAAUUCCAGAUGGACACCAGCUACUCCACCCAGCCCAGCGGCUCCAUCCACCCUAGCGUCUCAGGCCACCCCAGUGUAUCCAUCCAUCCCAGCGUCUCAGGCCACCCCAGUGUCUCCAUCCAUCGUAGUGUCUCCAUCGACCCCAGCGUCUCUGUCCGUCCCAGCAGUUCAGCACCCCCUAGUACCUUGGCUCAACCCAGCGCUUUGACCCAUCACAGUAGCUUGGUUAGAGAAGACAGCGUGAUCAAGGUGAGCAAGCGUCGUUGGGUCGUGGUCCUGGUGUUCAGUUGCUACUCCUUGUGCAAUGCCUUCCAGUGGAUCCAGUACGGCUCCAUCAAUAACAUCUUCAUGAACUUUUACGGCGUCAGCGCCUUUGCCAUCGAUUGGCUGUCCAUGUGCUACAUGCUGACCUACAUCCCUCUGCUCCUGCCCGUGGCCUGGAUGCUGGAGAAAUUUGGUCUUCGAACCAUCGCUAUCACCGGCUCAGCGCUCAACUGCCUGGGAGCCUGGGUGAAACUGGGCAGCCUAGAGCCUCACCUCUUCCCGGUCACAAUGGUGGGUCAGGUCAUCUGCUCUGUGGCACAGGUCUUCAUCCUGGGCAUGCCCUCGCGUAUUGCUUCGGUCUGGUUUGGAGCUGAUGAGGUUUCAACAGCCUGCUCCGUGGCUGUGUUUGGCAAUCAGCUUGGAAUUGCAAUUGGGUUUUUGGUCCCUCCUGUUCUGGUACCCAACAUCAAAGACCCGGAAAAGCUUGCCUACCACAUCAGCAUCAUGUUCUACAUAAUAGGAGGUGUGGCCACUCUCCUCUUCAUCCUUGUCAUCAUCGUAUUCAAGGAGAAGCCCAAGUACCCUCCCAGCAGGGCCCAGUCUUUGAGCUAUGCCUUGGCGACCACUGAUGCUUCGUACUUCAGUUCCAUCGUCCGGCUUUUCAAAAACCUCAACUUCGUCCUGCUGGUCAUUACCUAUGGUCUGAAUGCUGGUGCUUUCUACGCCUUAUCCACUCUGCUGAAUCGCAUGGUGAUCUUGCACUUCCCGGGGCAAGAAGUGAAUGCUGGAAGAAUCGGUCUGACCAUCGUCAUUGCAGGGAUGUUCGGAGCUAUGAUCUCAGGCAUCUGGCUGGAUAAAUCCAAAACCUACAAGGAGACAACCCUGGUAGUGUACAUCAUGACUCUGGUGGGCAUGGUGGUAUACACAUUCACCUUGAACCUGAACCGUUUGUGGGUAGUAUUCAUCACUGCUGGCACACUGGGCUUCUUCAUGACUGGCUAUCUGCCCCUGGGGUUUGAGUUUGCUGUGGAGCUCACAUACCCAGAAUCUGAAGGCGUGUCGUCUGGCCUCCUCAAUGUGUCGGCACAGGUAUUUGGGAUCAUCUUCACCAUCUCCCAAGGCCAGAUUAUUGACAACUAUGGAUCAGUGCCUGGGAACAUCUUCCUGUGUGUGUUCCUUGCCCUUGGGUCAGCUCUGACAGCUUUCAUUAAGUCAGAUCUUCGGAGACAGAGGGCAAACAAGGAUGCUCCUGAGACUAAAGUCCAGGAGGAGGAAGAGGAGGAGGAGAGCAAUACCAGCAAGAUACCCACCGUCGUGUCGGAAGCUCAUCUCUGAGAGAGGGGGCAGAGGCUCGAACACAGACACUCACCUCUUGGUUCCAGUUAGCUGUUACUGCCAGCUCUUAGAUUUUCACGGGGAAACUUUUAGAAGCAGCCGGAAGAUGUGUGCCUUGCACGGCAGUGCCUAAGCCUACUGGACCCUACCUGAGAACCUGGAUGGUUUACUCGGGGAAAACCUCACCUCUCUCCAGAUGCAGACUGGAUUCUGGUCCCCACUCCCCUGUUAGGUCUUGUGCUGGGAGAGGGUGCGGAGGGUGUUGGAGUCCGUCCUUGCUUGGUCUCUUGCCUUCUCUUAUCCCUUUCUUCUCUCGUGGAGAAUGCUUGCAAAAUUAUCCUAAGAAAGCUUAUUCAGGAUAUUAACUUUUUCUAAUGUCUUAAGAGCACUUCUUAUUGAGAAUGGGUGAACUGCUCUGCCCAAGGGUCAUGAGAGGAAGCACUGGUGGAGACAGGCUUCCAUCAUUCCAAGACAGCUCUAUCUGGACUCUUGGCUUUGGCCUUCCCCCUACUCCCCUAACUGCAGUGUUUCUUCAGAUUGUCUUUCUUGAGAGUCAAGGAGACUAAACACCAGUAAACAAGACAAAACCUCUGUGCCCCCAAAGGAGAAACAGAUUAGUGAGGGUUCUCUGCCUACAUGCGACAGUGCAGGGGGCUGUCAUGAGUGUGUGUGAAGCCAAGUUUGGAUGAAAAGUGUUUUCCUACCAAUGUGGUGCUCACCUAGGGCCUUCUGUGUCCCAGGCCACUCAGAAUAUCUUCAUUGGAUAUUGCACUGGGAAAUGCAGCCAUCAGGGCCUCAUUGGCUCUAACCUUUAUUAAAAGUUAGCCUCACUCAUUCUAUUCUGACAAAUAAGGCUAUCCCCGAGGAGAGAGGUAGCAGGCCUCUCUUAAAAUAGACAUGUCUGAUUCAGUUAAACAUGAUCCCAUGCAUAUUGAAGACUGUAUUUGAACAACCAAACCCUCUCCCUGCCCCUGCUAGCAAGAAUCUUUGUCAGAUAUUUUACAGUUAAAAGGAUUCUUUUGAAACCAAUCCCAGUUGACCUUCUUACCCACCCAGUCUGCUGGUUAUACUCAUGGGCUCUCCUAGUGUCUUCCCCAAAGAGAAACUGGCAGCUAAUUGUUCCUGUGCCUUGAGCAAUCUGGUCAUGGAUCAUUGGGUUGUCUGGCCUUAGCAUACCAGAUUACCCAGUUUGCCUGCAAUACUGGGGUGUUGGGCCAGAGGGGAUCUGCUGGUGUGUACACACAUGCGUGUUUGUGGGUGUAUAGACCUGAGCACUGGAUGGGAGGGAAGCAGCAGCCAGGUGGAGGGAGUGUUAGCGAUGGAAGAGAGAGAUACCUUACUUUCUGUCAAGAGAAAGGUGUUUUUUCUUCAAUUGUUCAAAGUGGACAUGUUUACUCAAUCCAUUUAUUUAAAAAACAUAAUUUGUAUUUCCUGUUUGUAAUACCAAAUAUUUUAAGGCAAUAAAGAUUUUCAAAGUG